Molecule: messenger RNA, 3219 nt
Organism: Lytechinus variegatus (green sea urchin)
Lineage: Eukaryota; Metazoa; Echinodermata; Echinoidea; Temnopleuroida; Toxopneustidae
Product: post-GPI attachment to proteins factor 6-like
Exons: 13
Coding region: 111-2690 (859 amino acids)
Cellular component (GO): plasma membrane
Source: RefSeq, a predicted model, not a curated record
ACAUUUGUAGACUAAGACGAACCCGGAUAUAUAUGCCACACAGAAUCGAGAGCUAGCGAGAUGCGCGUAACGUCGCACAUCACAGCUGACUCAUACCGUACCGGUGCUACAUGUUGAGUAAUCAUUGGAUUUGUGUUGACCGUUGUUUUUGUCUGUCAUUUUUUACAUCAAAAGUCGAAACCAUGAAACUGUAUAAUCGAGAAUGCAGAAAAAGGGACAGAAAGUAUCUUGGAUGGGCAAACCUUUCUGUAUACUCACUGGCAUGUUUAUUUUUAAUCAGCGGACCGAGUCUGACAAAUUGUUCGGAACUAACAAGUGGGGAGCAAUUGUACGAUCUGAAACUCCUUAAAGAAUAUGAAGAUUAUGGAAAUAUCGCCCUCUUUAGGUUUCGAUUACCCAUGCUUGUGACAUAUGCUAAGUGGUAUGUCAAUAAAAUAAUUAGCCACUCGGAAUGUGAUGAUUUAGAUGUCAAUGUCGUAAUAGAGGCCGGUAGUCUUCCUAUCAUUAACCCGUACAACACCAGCUUCCCUGAGAACACAGCCAUACCUCCCAGUGGUGAAUCUCGCACUUUUAAAAUUCCAAAGGGAAGUACCUCUCUCAUCCUGGAAUCUCCUAGGGUUCGUCCGGGAGACUGGUUCAUAGCAGUCUACAGAAAGAAAGAAGAUGACAGGAUAAAACAACAGGGCUUGUCCUACACAUGUCAUUACCUAGCCAAUGCUAUGAUGAUCUAUGAGAGGCUGACCCACGUAGAAACAUUGGGAAGCACUGGCAGUACGGCAGUCACACUAGAUGAAGGCUCAAAGAAUGUCUUAUACAAGUUCUUUGUAGAAUCCAACAUGGCAGCCGUAUCCUUCAACAUCAACUCGUGUUCGGCGUGGUCGUCCAACAAGACCCUCAAAGAGCACUGUCCGGUUGAGAUGUUUGUCAAGUCGGACAGGCUGCCGGACCAUGAGUCUCCAUCCAUCCUGUGCUUGCAUGACCCUGGUGUGUUCACCGGAUGUUCUCUGGAUGUCUCUCCCGCCCUGAGGGAUACGUGGUACUACCUCAAUGUCACCAAGUUUUCGGACGACAAGCACCUUAAAGUGAUUAUCGACAUCACAGUCAAUGCCACAAUUUGCCAAGACCAGUUAUCAGGGUCAAGAGCAGUUGAGCCACCGCCUCCCGCUUCUUCAGAGGCAAGUGCAGAUUUCUCUUCAUCCCUUCUCGAGAAUCCUGUCAACUUCACGUCAAUCCUUGAAACCACUACCAUCGUUGACCUUGACAAUGUUCUUCAAACCAAUGCCCUUCAAAGCACCCUUCAGACUGAAAUCCUUGGCAACGCCACAACCGCUUCACCCACCCCUACUCCGAUACCGACAUCCACUGUGCCUUUGACCACUCCUGUACCGGGUGACACCACCCUUUGUCCUGCGGUAGAUCCUCUGUCUGUAAAUUACUACAAUGGAAGUGUAACUAAGGAGUUCUUCAGUACCCAGACCAAUCUUACCGACAUGCUCUACUAUCCAAGUCUUGGGAGUCCCUUUGUUGCUUCCUUCAAACUUGACGUUGAUGAUAUCGGUGGAUCCGUCUUGUUGUACUCCCGUAUCAUCGAUAUGCCUUCUAUUGCCCAAAAUGUCACAUCCACAAUAUGCUUGAAGAGAGAUGCACCCCCAUUCUGGAAUGGAACAUCCCUUGGCUGUGAUGAGCACAUGACGAUGUCAGACGACCUCGAUGCUAAUUCUGUUGCGUCGUUCUACUAUCCGUUCCCAUCGGCUGGUACGUGGUAUGCUGCUCAGUAUGCGACAUGUUCACAGAUGGAAAGUUUAUCAGAAGUGCCAGUUCCUUGCCAUGCCAACUUGAGCAUUGAAAUGAGGGUCUUGAUGACGGCUUGCGUUGCUAACUGUGGUCACCAUGGACGCUGUAAACUUCAUCUCCAAGAUGGGAUGGAGUUCUAUGCCUGUGAUUGUUCUGAUGGUUAUACAGGAUGGGCUUGUACAGAAGAUAUUGGAUCCUCCUCAAACUUCUUGAUCCAGGUUCUGUUUGUAACCCUUAGCAACAUUGUGUUCCUCUUUGAUGCCAUCCUCUGUCUCUACAGGCAUCACUUCCCUGUAGCUGUUUCAUUCCUUGCUACAUGCUUCUUUUCAACAAUGUACCAUGCCUGUGAUUCGAGUCCAGUUUGCAUCACAGAUUACGACACCUUGCAGUUCUGUGAUUUCUUCACUUCCUUCAUGUCUAUACUUCUCAUUCUGAUCGCUAUGGCAAGGCCACCACAAUCACUCAAAGCUACUCUACAUAUUCUAGGAGUAUAUGUUUUAGCAUUCUUUGCUCAGUGGGAUAGGUUUAGUCUAUGGUCGAUAGCAAUACCAUUAGGAGCCGGUGUCAUCAUACUUGCUAUAUCAUGGGGUGUAAGAAUGUACAAGCGCCGGAAGCUGUACCCCAGCUGGAGACGGUGGCUCUUCUUCAUCGUCCCCGGAACCCUGCUAGCCAUCCUCGGGCUUACUAUCAACGCAACCCUGGAGACGGAGAGCAACUACUACAUCGUUCAUAGCACGUGGCAUAUAUGCAUGGGACUGGGGUCACUGCUGCUGCUACCGCCGAGAGAAAAACCAUCCUCUAAACCCAGAGACUCAGAAAGUGAGAGACUGAUAAUGGUUUUAGACAAUAACACAACCACUCCUGACGAUGAUGACCUUGGUGUCAACAUGUACUGAAUGGUGUAUGCAAAGUUAAGCAUGGAUCCUUGCACAAAGCUAUGGUAUACAUAUUGUAUAAAUACUAUUUUGGUUGUUCGUUUGAUUUCUUAGCUAGACUCACGUUGCAUUGGCUUUGCCUAUUGUACUCAAAUAAUAAUAAUUAUACCUGCUUACAUGUAAACAGUGCUUAACACUUACAUUAUCAUAAGUCUGUAAGUGCUCUACAGCAAUUACCCCUGGCUUUAGCAGAGAAGCUGUUACGCACGCUGCGCUUCAAGGAACGAAUUGCAACCAGGUACCCAUUUACAUGUACCUCACCUGGGUUGUGUGCAGCACAUUGUGGGUAAUAAUAAUAAUAAACAGGUCCUGUAUAGCGCAUAUCACAAUUAUGAAUAAUGUCUCUAUGCGCUUCCAAAGGACUAGGAUAUCAUUACCCCAGCUGUUGCUUGGCAGCAAUUACUAAGAUUACAGUGCACACGUAUUUCAAGGAAUAAAUUCCUGACAGGUACCCAUUCACCUCACCUGGGUUGAGUGCAGCACAAUGUGG